Messenger RNA from Pteronotus mesoamericanus, 2321 nucleotides. It is a transcript of the gene POF1B, whose product is annotated as POF1B actin binding protein. Bases 9 to 1715 code for a protein of 568 amino acids. Gene Ontology annotation, cellular component: bicellular tight junction; actin filament; adherens junction. The transcript has 16 exons. The record is from RefSeq and is a predicted model, not a curated record. Gene Ontology annotation, molecular function: actin filament binding. Lineage: Eukaryota; Metazoa; Chordata; Mammalia; Chiroptera; Mormoopidae. Gene Ontology annotation, biological process: bicellular tight junction assembly; epithelial cell morphogenesis; actin filament organization.
CCGAGAAGAUGAUGAGUUCGAGCUAUUGGAAUGAGGCGGGUAGCAGCAGCAGCUGUGGGACUCAGCAGCUUCCAGAGAAAAAUCUAGUGUAUGAGCGAGUGAGGACCUACAGCGGGCCCAUGAAUAAGGUGGUUCAGGCCUUGGACCCUAUCGGCUCACGGGAAGUGCUCUCCCCUCUCAAAACAUCAUCCUCCUACCAAAAUUUGGUGUGGAGCGACUGUUCCCAGGAACUGCAUUCUCCAACUCUGAAAAUAUCGACUUGUGCUCCAAGCGCUCUACACAUAACUCCAAAUACUGAACAGGAACUCCAUUCUCCAGUGGUGAAAGUCACUUCAUAUCCACAGACCACUAUUAGGAGAUACAUAGUACAAAAUCCUGAACAGGAACCACUGUCUCCAUUCCUAAGAGGAGGCCAAUUCUUCCCAGGAAACAAUGUCAUUUAUGAAAAAACAAUAAGAAGAGUGGAGAAGCUAAAUAUGGAUCAGGAGUGCCAUCCGCAGGUCCACUGCCAUCAUCACAUUAUCCAGCAGCCCCAGGUCAUCCACUCUCCCCUCUGCCAACAGUCCCACUCUAGCCAGCAAAUGCAAACCCUCACGGGAAGCGACUCCAUCUCCACAAGCAUUGGAAGUGACCUGUGCCACGGGGAAUCAAGCCAUAUACAUGAGCAGGUGGUAAUUCAGGAUGAUGGCCCUGAAAAAUUGGACCCCAAAUAUUUUGGAGAGUUACUUGCCGAUCUAAGCCGCAAAAAUACAGAUCUGUAUCACUGCCUAUUAGAACAUUUGCAGAGAAUUGGAGGAAGCAAACAGGACCUUGAGUCCACAGAUGAGUUGGAAGACAUUGAAUCUUUGAUUCCUAAAGGAUUGUCAGAGUUUACGAAACAGCAAAUUCGCUAUAUUCUGCAGAUGAGGGGGAUGUCUGAAAAAUCUCUCCGGCUGCUGCUCUCCACAUUCAGCAACAUACGAGAGGAACUUCGGCAUCUUCAAAACGACUUGACAUCCCUGGAAAAUGACAAGUUAAGACUUGAAAAAGACUUGGUUUUCAAAGAAACUCAGAUAAAAGAAUAUGAAGAACUCUUGGCAUCGGUGAGAGCAAAUAACCGUCAGCAGCAGCAAGGACUUCAGGACUCAAACUCUAAAUGCCAAUCAUUGGAAGAAAGCAAUCUCUCCCUUCGACAUACACUGUCAGACAUGGAAUAUAGAUUAAAAGAACUGGAAUACUGUAAACAUAAUUUAGAGCAAGAAAAUAAAAAUCUUAGAAUGCAGGUCUCCGAGACUUGCACAGGCCCGAUGCUGCAGGCUAAAAUGGACGAGGUUGGCAACCAUUACAUGGAAAUGGUAAAAAACUUAAGAAUGGAGAAAGACAGAGAGAUCUGCAAACUAAGGACUCAAUUAAAUCAGUACCAAAAAGACGUACUGAGAAGAGAAGGAAGUUGCAGUGACUUCCAAUUCAAGCUUCAUGAACUGACAAGCUUGCUGGAAGAGAAGGAUUCCCUUAUAAAGCGCCAAUCAGAGGAACUCUCGAAGUUGAGACAAGAAAUAUAUUCAUCUCAUAACCAAGCUUGCAGUAGUGGAAGGACUACAAUUACCACUAAAAAGUACAAGACCCAAUAUCCAAUCCUAGGUCUCCUGUAUGAUGACUAUGAAUACAUACCACCAGGUAGUGACACACAUACAGUCGUGAUUGAGAAAACAGAGGACAAAUGGACUUGUCCAUGAACGACUCUCCAACUCAAAGAAGAAGAUUAUUUUGGGGGGAGGGGUCUGCGUUAGUACUUUAAUUAUUAUAUUUCCGUAACUAGAGGCCAAUCCAAAUUCUGAACAAUGGCACUACCAGCGAAUCUAAUGGAAUGAAUUAGUUCUCCACACAAGUUUCUCCAGCCACUUACGAGGCCUGAAUCCUAUCACAUUCUUGUAUUCAAUAUAGAAUUCGCCGCUUAUGUAAACUUCCAUUGCAGACAAUGUAGGAUAUAAUUCACUAUUUUUCAAGAGGAUGCAUCCUAGAUACUGCAUUAACUGGUCAGGGUAGAGAUUUUAUAAGUUAUUCCAUUAAAUGAUUUUUCUCUGAUAUUAGAUAUGCAAUUCAGCUACAAGGAUAGAUAUUGUUUGUUAUCAAAAAAAUAGGCGAGAGACUGUUGAAUUUAAAAAAACAGUUUAGUGUAUGGUGUAUACAGUGUAUAUUUGUUUUUCUCACAUGGAACCUUGUGACUAGAAAAGAUGCUUCAUUACAUGCUAUUUAUACCUUUCAGAGACAUAACUAAAUCAAAGGUGAUGGUUAACUUCAUUAAGUAGGAAAGCGGGAUUAAUAUCUUUUCAAAUAAAUAA